AUGUGGAGAUUUCAGCAAAAAUUAAAAAGACUAACUUCUACUUUAAGUCAGUGGUUUAAAGAGGUAUUUGGUGAUAUCUAUGCCAAUGUUAAAUUAUAUGAAGAAAAGGUCAAGGUAACUGAGGAAAAGUUGAUCUUGAAUGGUAUUGAUGAAAACAGAGAAGAAUUCUAUAAAACACAAGCUAAAUAUAUGGAAGAUGCUAUAUUAAGGCAAAAAUAUCAAUUGCACUGGUUUAAGUAUGGUGAUAUAAACUCCAGCUAUUUUUAUGCCUUUAUCAGAGGAAAAAGAAGAAUAUUCAUGCACAAAUUCAAGAAUGAGGAGGGGGUUUGGUUCCAAGGAGAUGCUGACAUAGCUGCAACUGCAGUUACACAUUUCCAGGAUAUCUAUACUGGGAUAGCAGAUUAUGUACCUGAGAAAAUGCUAGCUAAUAUCCCUAAAUUAAUUUUUGAUGAAAAAAAUGAGUUUCAACAAGCUAUUCCUACUUUGGAAGAAGUAAAGGAUGUGGUCUUCUCUAUUAGUACUCACUCAGCAGCAGGUCCUGAUGGUAUGGAUGGUAAAUUCUUUCAAUUCUGCUGGCAUAUUAUUGGUAUGGAACUUCUCUGA
Messenger RNA from Capsicum annuum, 603 nucleotides. RefSeq lists its product as uncharacterized. The transcript has a single exon. The coding region runs from base 1 to 603 and encodes 200 amino acids. Lineage: Eukaryota; Viridiplantae; Streptophyta; Magnoliopsida; Solanales; Solanaceae. The record is from RefSeq and is a predicted model, not a curated record.